Molecule: messenger RNA, 1499 nt
Organism: Anopheles maculipalpis
Lineage: Eukaryota; Metazoa; Arthropoda; Insecta; Diptera; Culicidae
Product: alanine--glyoxylate aminotransferase 2-like
Exons: 7
Coding region: 27-1499 (490 amino acids)
Cellular component (GO): mitochondrion
Molecular function (GO): transaminase activity; pyridoxal phosphate binding
Source: RefSeq, a predicted model, not a curated record
CUACCGAAACAACCAUAAAACACAAAAUGGACCCGUGUGAAUCAAUGCCCAAAUCGGACACAAUCAAACUCCGCAACAAACACAUCGGCAAAUCCUGCCAGCUAUUCUACCGCACGGACCCGUUGAAGAUAGUGCGCGGCCAGGGGCAGUACAUGUACGACGAACAGGGAGCACGGUACCUCGACUGCAUAAACAACGUCGCGCACGUUGGACACUGUCAUCCGAAGGUGGUUGAAGCCGGAACGCGCCAGCUCGCGACACUUUCCACCAACAAUCGGUUCCUGCACGAUGAGCUCGUCAAAUGUGCCCAAACGCUUGCCCAGAAGAUGCCCGGCAACCUGUCCGUCUGUUACUUUGUCAAUUCGGGCUCGGAGGCAAACGAUCUUGCAUUGCGGCUCGCUCGUCAACAUACUGGACGCCACGAAGUGAUUACGCUCGACCAUGCAUACCAUGGUCACGUUUCAGCCGUGAUGGACAUCUCGCCGUACAAAUUCAAUCAACCGGGUGGUGAUCCUAAACCAGAUUUUGUCCAUGUGGCUCCGUGCCCUGAUGUCUACCGCGGAAUGUACCGGGACUGUGACUUCCCAGAGGGAACUGACCUGGGUCAGCUGUACGCCGACGCGGUACAACGCAUUGUCGAACGUAGUUCUACCGGGAUAGCUGCCUUCAUUGCGGAAAGUUUACAGAGUUGCGGUGGGCAAAUCAUCCCACCGGUUGGCUACUUCCAGAAGGUGUACGAUGCAGUUAGGAAAGCUGGAGGUGUAACGAUUGCCGAUGAGGUGCAAGUUGGUUUUGGUCGGAUCGGUACGCACUACUGGGCUUUCGAAACGCACGGUAUCAUUCCAGAUAUUGUGACGGUCGCAAAACCGAUGGGUAACGGACAUCCGGUGGGUGCGGUCGUAACCACACCAGAAAUUGCGGAAAGUUUCGCCUCGACCGGUGUUUGCUACUUCAACACGUACGGUGGAAAUCCAGUCUCGUGUGCGAUUGCAAAUGCGGUUAUGCAAGUGAUCGACGAGGAACAGCUGCAGGAGAACGCUCUGCGUGUGGGACGCUAUCUGUUCGACCAGUCCAAAGCUCUCGCGUACGAAUAUCAACUAGUAGGAGAUGUGCGUGGAACCGGUCUAUUUAUUGGUAUCGAGCUAGUGCAAGAUCGACAACGCCGUACGCCGGCCACCCGGGCCGCUAAGGCCGUUGUUGAGCGAAUGAAAACCGUGCACCGGAUACUGGUAAGCAGUGACGGACCGGAUGAUAACGUCGUCAAGCUAAAGCCGCCGAUGGUUUUCAACACCGACAAUGCGGACGAAUUCUUGUGCGCUUUCCGUGAGUGCCUUACCUAUAUGGAGCAGCAGCAGCUACAGCAAAUUAAUACUACACCGGAAGGGGUUCCAACCACGCCGGUACGAGUGACACACCCACUAGCAACCGGUGGCAUCCUUCAGCCAAACCCUAUCAACCGCGCCCAGCACGACACAUCAACACUUAUCAAAUCGAUCUAG